UCCCCCGCGUGCACAACAUGGCGGCGCCCUUGAGGCAGGGGGUAUUUUCCCUGUCCCGGGUUCUGGGACCUUGUUCUCGCCAGAAUUUAGAAGCCUUGUUCUGCCCAGCCUGUGUCACCCAGCCCACCACUGUGAUCCCAGUGAGAACCAAGAAGCACUUUAUACCUCCUAUAUAUGAGCCUAAAUACAAAACUGAGAAAGAGUUUCAGGACCGAGCCCGUGCUGCAGGGAUUGUCAUUCCCAAAGAACGUCUUGAGCGUCCCAUUCAUUUGGCUUGCACAGCUGGGAUUUUUGAUGCCUAUGUUCCUCCUGAGGGGGACGCCCGCCUAACAUCCCUCUCCAAGGCCGGCCUGCAGCAAAAGACAGAGAAACUAAAGCAAGGCGUGGCCUCACAGUUGGCAAUUCGGAAAGUGAGAGAAUAUGAUGCUGAUUUCCGUACCAAGACCUUCCCAGAAAAAGCUCAGCAGAUCUUCGUUGAAGCUCAUCAAUGCCUCAACACCUCAGAUCAUGACCGACUUCAUGCCCUGGUAACUGAGCGCUGUUUCCCAGAGAUGGUGUGGGACAUCCAACUUAAGACAGUUCGUUGGAGCUUUGUGGAAUCUCUGGAACCACCAAGAGUAGUUCAUGUUCGUUGCCCAAAUAUGGUGAGCGAGGGCAACAUAUAUGGCCAGGUCACUGUCCGCAUGCACACUCGCCAGACUCUGGCUAUCUAUGACCGGUUUGGGCGGUUGAUGUAUGGACAAGAAGAUGUGCCCAAGGAUGUGUUGGAGUAUGUGGUAUUUGAGAGACACUUAACAAACCCAUAUGGGGCCUGGAGAAUGCAUGGCAAAAUUGUUCCUGCUUGGGCCCCUGCUAAGGAUCCCAUCCCCAAGACGGUAAUGAUUCCUGGCCCCAAGCUCCAACCAUGGGAAGAAUAUGAAGAAGUGAAUGUGGAAGUUCAAAAGUCUCAGCCUGUUCAAUGGCACAAGUAGAGUGCGGUAGAAAGCUUUGGUGAUUUGGCAUUGGAAUUGAAGAGACAUUGGAGAGCAUCUGAAAUCAGGUCUUCCCACUGUUUUGGUUCCCAGAAGAAAGCAUGAAGCCACCUUCAGCCACCUUUUUGGUUUUUAAUAAAGAAGGACAGUUGUUUGAAAUAAAACCCAGUCAGGGAUUUCAAACUA
Messenger RNA from Gracilinanus agilis (Agile Gracile Mouse Opossum), 1157 nucleotides. RefSeq names its product mitochondrial ribosomal protein L45 (gene MRPL45). Lineage: Eukaryota; Metazoa; Chordata; Mammalia; Didelphimorphia; Didelphidae. Bases 18 to 971 code for a protein of 317 amino acids. Gene Ontology annotation, cellular component: mitochondrion. The record is from RefSeq and is a predicted model, not a curated record. The transcript is spliced from 8 exons.